Molecule: messenger RNA, 2064 nt
Organism: Coprinopsis cinerea okayama7#130
Lineage: Eukaryota; Fungi; Basidiomycota; Agaricomycetes; Agaricales; Psathyrellaceae
Exons: 1
Coding region: 1-2064 (687 amino acids)
Source: RefSeq, a predicted model, not a curated record
AUGCCUAUGUCUACACCAGCUAACGCAGCGUCUACAUCCAAACCAACGUCUACAUCCAAACCAACACCCAUGCCUACGGCUACACCGCCGAUGCCUAUACCAAUGAAAACAACAAACCUCCCGACCGACGUCCUCGCUGAAAUCCUCUCCUUCCUCGAGGACGACAUCCCCACUCUCGCGCGAUGCUCUGCCUCGUCUUCGGUUUUAACUCCGUUUUGUCGGCGGUUGCUGUUUCGCAGAGUCGACUUUAGUUCCAGCUCUAGCUCUAGCUCUUCUUCACAUUCGAAAUCGUCAUUGUCAACCACGGCUGUGACUUCCUCCCAUGGUUGGCCCGGGCAUUCUGCCAACGGCCCGAACCAGAGGUUCGAACAGUACCUCUCCCUCGUCCAGCCAAAUCCCUCAAUACCCCGGUAUGCUAGACACCUCAGACUAUGUCUGGGAAGUUCGAGUAAUCGAAGGACAGCAGCGCGGUCAAGGCUCGUAGCGGAUCCGACAUCGUUGGCGAACCACCCCUCCCUCCCCCACCUCCUCACUCUCUUCUCCAAUUUGACUUCUUUGGAGAUUUCUGGUUCUCCCAUCUCCUUCCCUUCAUCUUCCCCCUUAUCCGCUAUGGGAAGCUCGACUGGAGGGCACAGCGCCAGAAGUAGUAGAGCAGAUUUCAGCCGUUUCUCGAAGGAGUUGAACGAAUCACUCACGAAGCUCUUACACUCUCCUUCCUUGGUCUCGGUCCAUCUCUCCAAGGUGGAUAACGUGCCGUUCUGGGGUAGAUUGGGGUUGUUGGGAGCGAGGAGGGUGAAGGAGUGGAAGUUGGAUCGGGUGGAGCUCGAGUUUAAGCAAGAGGAAGAUCAAAUGGUGAUGAUUAGGGGGGAGAGUGAAGUCGAAUUGCGAGAGGGAGCCGCCUUGGAGACGCAGGAGGAGGAACGAUCGCCGGCGGUCUCACUUCGCGUUCUGGAAGUACGCGCUCCACCGCAUUCGAGCACUUGGAAAACUAUUGCCCAGGCUUGCGAAUUGGGUCUACUUGACUUAAGCAACUUGAAGAGUUUUGGGUGUUUGUUUGGUUUGGCGGAUCGUGGUACCAGUGGGAAGUGUGGGGACACGGUGUCAGGCCCGACGAAGAUUAUAGAAUGUGCGGCGGAGGGGUUGGAGAGGCUGACGGUUUGGCAUGAUUGUGAGUGUCGUUGGUUUUCUCGAUUGUGUUGGUGGUAUCCCAUGAUGCUCAUUGUCUUCAAUUUUCCUCCUUAUUCGUAUAUGACUUUGUGUUCGAAUUGUACAACGUGUCGACCUUCCCCUGUGAUAACCGCAUCCCUCGUUCCACCUUGCUCCCGCCUUCUCACCCGCCCCCACUCUACCAACCAACUCUCCGGCCCCACUCUCCAACCCGCUGUAAUUAACUAUCCCCACCUUCAUCCUCCAACCCGAUCUAUAUCCGACUCGGCAGCCGUGUCUCCACCUCGAACCCUCGAUAUCGGAGCCCUACCCCGUCUUCGGGAGUUGGAGAUUAGGUUGUCUCCUACUUCGCUCAGUUCGAUGUCGGGAUCGUCGCGGUUGGCAGGUGGAAUUGGUAGUGGAUUCAGCGGGAUAGGUGUAGGCGCAGGUGGGCUCGGUGUGGGUGGUCUCGCUGGGUUCCUCGCAUCUCGGACUCCAGCACAAGCUCAUUCUACUCGAGAUCCAAGCGCCCAAACACCACUCAAGGAUUUAAUCACUUUCCUCUCAAAGGCCUCCCCUUCGAACGUCAUCGAGAAGUUACAUCUCGUUAUUGACGCGUCGAAUUCGAUUUCUAUCGCUAUCGAGGAUCUUGUAUCGGAGGAGUGGGGGUGGGAGGAGGUGGAUGGGUGCUUGGCGUCUGCAAAGGUGUCAUCAGAUGCAGAAGACUCGUCAAGCUGGGAGAUGGGGAGUGGCUGGGGAGAGCUGCGAUACCUCUCGAUUCAAGUCGUUUCUUCGAUAUCGAGGUCGUCGGCGCCGAGGGGUUUGUUUAAUGAAGUGUUGAAGAGCAGGUUUUCUCGACUGAUAGCGGGGAGAAGGGUGCAAGUUGAGGUCGAGGUUGGAGGUUUGGCGGUCGAGUGA